Schistocerca gregaria is the source of this 564-nucleotide messenger RNA. RefSeq names its product N-acetyltransferase 9-like protein. The coding region runs from base 1 to 564 and encodes 187 amino acids. NCBI's taxonomy places the organism in Eukaryota, Metazoa, Arthropoda, Insecta, Orthoptera, Acrididae. Gene Ontology annotation, biological process: protein acetylation. The transcript has 4 exons. The record is from RefSeq and is a predicted model, not a curated record. Gene Ontology annotation, molecular function: N-acetyltransferase activity.
AUGUGCAACGAAAAAAUACACGAUUUAGAGCAGAACGAAUUAGUUGGCCAAAGGGCUGUACUGACGGCAUUUCGACCAGAACACAUUAAGAGAUAUCAUAGAUGGAUGCAAAAUCCAACGUUGAAAAAGGAUACUGGAAGUGAAGAUCUGAAGACAGACACCAUAGAAGAUAUCGCCGAUUACCAGAGGCAGAUCGUCAAUGAUGAAAAUAACAAAACUUUUAUCAUACUGGAUACAGCGAGUAGGGAGAUGGUCGGAGACAUUAAUUUGUUCAUAAGCGAGUGUGAUGGAACGCGCGCAGCGGAAAUUAACGUAAUGAUUGCAGAGGUGUCUGCAAGAAGGAAGGGAUAUGCUAGGGAGGCGGUCAAAUUGGCUAUGGAACACCUACAUAAGACACAUUUUAUUGACCGUUUUGUAGCUCGAAUUAGUGACAUGAAUUUCGCCUCCACGUGCCUUUUCAGAGACAGACUAGGAUUUUUGUUCGAGUCGCACUCUCAAAUAUUUUCAGAGUCUACGUGGUACUACGACAUAAAAAGGGAGGACGGGGCGUUGGCGCCGGACUAA